Messenger RNA from Histoplasma capsulatum G186AR, 5256 nucleotides. RefSeq lists its product as uncharacterized. Gene Ontology annotation, cellular component: nucleus. The transcript has 6 exons. Gene Ontology annotation, biological process: chromatin remodeling. The record is from RefSeq and is a predicted model, not a curated record. Lineage: Eukaryota; Fungi; Ascomycota; Eurotiomycetes; Onygenales; Ajellomycetaceae. Gene Ontology annotation, molecular function: DNA binding; histone demethylase activity. Bases 1 to 5256 code for a protein of 1751 amino acids.
AUGGUGGUCCCACCUUCAACGGGAGCAACAACUGCCCAGCAGCAGUCCCAGCAAUUAGCCACCCGCUCCCGCGCCUCGAACUCGAACCACUUCCACCAAUCUUACAAUGCCAAUGUUCCUCUGAGUGCUCGAAGGGCUGCGCCGCUCGACCUCUCCACGGUCGAGCGUCGUGGCCACUCUACCGCGAGUAGAGAACCAGUCAAGCGUGUGCGACCUCAUGGCUUACAAGAAGCUCCAACUUUUCGUCCCACCGAAGCAGAGUUCAAAGACCCAUUCGAAUAUAUCCGCAAAAUCUUCCCUGAAGGAAAGAAAUAUGGAAUUUGCAAGAUUGUCCCUCCCGACAACUGGGCUCCGCCGUUUGCUAUCGAUACAGAGAGAUUCCAUUUUCGUACCCGCCGGCAGGAGUUGAACUCGGUUGAAGGAGGCACUCGAGCGAAUCUCAACUACCUCGACCAACUAACGAAAUUCCAUAAACAACAUGGAAUGAAUCUAAGCCGGUUCCCUAGCGUCGAUAAGCGCCCUCUUGAUCUCUACAAGCUUAAAAAGGCCGUCGACAUCCGUGGUGGUUUUGAUCAAGUUUGUAAACUGAAAAAGUGGGCCGAAAUUGGUCGUGACUUGGGCUAUAGCGGCAAAAUCAUGUCAUCAUUAUCAACUUCGUUAAAAAAUUCCUACCAACGUUGGCUUCACCCAUACGAGGAAUAUCUCCGCGUCGCUAAACCUAGUGUCCAGCAGCAGCUGGAAUUCGAAAACGGAGGACCAUACACCCCGUCCCCCGGAAACUCUCCGGUAGCCAAUAGGCCACAUACAAACAAUCGUCGUUCAUCCGAAGUAAGCAAAAUUUCUCCCGCGGCAAGGGCUUCUGCUACACUUGGUAGUUCCGUGAGAGACAGUGAGGGCAGAACGGACGGAUCUUCGGCUCCGCUUGACUACCCCCAGGAACGACAUGUCACCACUUCGGGGUUUACAGCGGUCAAUUCUAAUACAAGCGGGUUUUCUGCAAUUAAUGCGUCUCCAUCAUUCGUUGCAGUGAACAGCUCAGCUCCUACUGUAAAACGAGAGAUGGAGAAUGGAACUCAUCAAACAACCUUUGGAAACAAUGCUUUGACAUCUAAGGACACCCUGGAACGACACCAGCACGAAACUAGCAGUACGCCAACAGUCAACGGCCAUGAUUCACAUCCGCUUAAACGUGCAUUCAGCCAAGAAAGUUUGACGGGAAGUUCGCAAACAGAUAACGCAGAUGCUGAUGGAGCAAACGGGCGACGCAGUAAACGGCUGAAGAAGGAUGGCGCGCCAACUGUCGUUGGAUCGCAUAUGAGUUUACUUCGCCCAACACAAACACAAGGGCGAACAAAGAAUGGAAACAGGAAAACCGGAGAACGAUGUGAAAAUUGCGGCAAGAGUGAUAAUCGGCCAACUAUCUUAUCGUGCGACGGAUGCGAAAACGGUUAUCACAUUCACUGCCUUGACCCACCCCUGGAUUCCGUCCCUGAUUUCGACUGGCAUUGUCCCAAAUGCCUGGUUGGAACUGGAGAAUAUGGCUUUGAGGAGGGUGGGAUAUAUUCGCUGAAGCAAUUCCAGGAGAAAGCGGAUAAUUUCAAGGAAAACUAUUUUGCUCCAAGGAUGCCCUUUGAUCCCGUUCUCAAUGCCCCUCGAAAGGAGACGGAAGAUGACGUUGAGCGAGAGUUUUGGCGGCUUGUGGAAAGUUUGACAGAGACCGUUGAAGUUGAGUAUGGUGCAGAUAUCCACUCGACAACCCAUGGAAGCGGGUUUCCCACUGUUGAACGGAAUCCUUUGGACCCUUAUUCUGUUGACCCGUGGAAUUUGAAUGUCAUGCCUUUGCACUCAGAGUCUCUCUUCCGGCACAUUAAAUCGGACGUCUCUGGCAUGACCGUUCCCUGGGUGUAUGUUGGCAUGUGUUUCUCGACAUUUUGCUGGCAUAACGAAGACCAUUACACAUAUUCAGCCAACUACCAACAUUUCGGUGCUACGAAGACAUGGUAUGGCAUUCCCGGUGAAGAUGCUGAAGCUUUUGAGGAGGCUAUGCGCCAAGCAGUCCCAGAACUGUUCGAAACUCAGCCGGAUCUCUUAUUCCAAUUAGUCACGUUACUGCCACCGGAUCAAUUAAAGAAGGCAGGCGUCAACGUGUAUGCUCUCGAUCAGCGUGCCGGCCAAUUCGUUAUUACCUUUCCGCAAGCGUAUCAUGCCGGGUUUAACCAUGGAUUUAAUUUCAAUGAAGCUGUUAACUUCGCGCCAUCCGACUGGGAACCACUAGGUCAAGCGGGCGUAGAGCGCCUACAGGAAUUCCGACGGCAGCCUUGUUUUUCACAUGAUGAGUUGCUCAUUACGGCUGCAGCGAGGGAUACAUCUAUCAAAACUGCUAAGUGGCUUGGUCCCGCGCUUCAACGUAUGUGCAAUCGAGAACUCGAGCAGCGUGCGGCCCUAAUAGCUCGCCAUCAGGAGCUUAGUCCCCAUAAAUGUAAAAUUAGUGGUGGAGAGGAAGGAUCAGAUGAGUGUACACUGAAAUUCGUGGUUGAAGACACAGACCUUCCCGAAGAAGAGUAUCAGUGCAGUUACUGUAAAGUAUACAGUUAUUUGACACAGUUCAAAUGCCACAAAAAAGGGAAAACACUGUGUCUCACACAUGCUGAGAGCUAUGACUGCUGUGGAGAAGACGCCUCGCAGAAGUUACUUCGAAGUAACCAUACCUUACGCUAUCGAAUGUCCGAUGAGGCCUUGAAAUCGUGCGUUCAGAAAGUGGAAAGCCGAGCUCGGAUCCCGGAAGCCUGGGCUGAAAAGGUGGACAAAGUUCUCGCAGACGAACCGAAACCUUCGCUGAAAGCUUUGCAUGCUUUACUUAGUGAGGGAGAGAAAAUCCCAUAUUUCCUACCCGGCCUGCAGGAUCUGACCUCGUUUGUUCAGCGUUGCGACAAAUGGGUCGAUGAGGCUAAUAAUUACAUUACUCGUAAACAGCAGAAUCGUCGCAAAAAUGAAAAGGCAUGGCGCAGAGGCAAUUCGGCCAAGGCAGCCCAGCUGGAGGAGCGAGAUCGUGAACUCCGCAAAGUGGAAAAGAUCUAUGCGCUCCUGGAAGAAGCGGAUAACCUCUCCUUUGAUUGCCCGCAGAUCGUAUCGCUUCGGGAAAAGGUCCAGGAAAUUCAGAAAUUCCAGAGUGAUGCCCAAGCUAUCCUUUGCAACCCCCACAUUAGUUCGACACAGGAAGUCGAGGAGCUUGCAGAACUUGGCCGGAGCUUCAAUGUUGACAUACCUGAGGUAGACAAGCUCGAGAAGGCCCUAAGACAGAUGAAAUGGAAUGAUCAAGCCCGCCGGAAACGCGAGCAGCUCCAAACUCUCGAUGAGUGCCGCGAGUUCAUUGAGCAAGGCGAGCAGCUAGGCUUGUCUGAGACAAACGAACAUCUACUUUAUUUCAAGGAGAUGCUUCGCUUGGCAGAAACAUGGGAGUCGAAAGCAAAAGAACUCAUGUCAGUAGAAGUUGUGCACUACCAACAGUUAGAAGCACUUUCCUCACAGGCGGCUAAAUUGCCUGUAUCCCCCGAAACCCUUUCUGCUGUCGACGCAAUCUUGACGAAGCAGCGUGAAGCGCAGCGACAGAUCUCCGGGUUUUAUGACAGCAGUCGGAAUCCGGAUUUCCGGAAACGGCCUCACUAUAAAGAUGUACGUGAUCUUAUGGAGUCUUUGACGGAACUAAAUAGCAAGCCAAAUGGAACCAUCGACCUGGAAAAGGAGCAGAAACGCCAUGAGGACUGGAUGCGGAAAGGCAAGAAGCUGUUUGGCAAAGCCAACGCUCCAUUGCACAUCCUCAAGAUGCACUUGCAAUACGUUGAGAAAAAGAAUUCGUAUUGCUUCGAUCUCGAGGAUCGGUGCCGUCCACCUGUUGAACCGGCCUCACGAGAGGCAAGUCCCGAUGCUGAGGCACAUAAUUGGACGGGCAGUAGGUCUAAGAAAAAGGAUGUGUUUUGUAUCUGUCGACAACAGGAAGCUGGGUUGAUGAUUGAGUGUGAACUUUGUCAUGAGUGGUACCACGGAAAAUGCUUGAAAAUUGCGAGGGGCAAGGUCAAAGAAUUCGACAGCUAUACUUGUCCCAUUUGUGAUUGGCGUGUCAAGAUCCCCCGCGAUGCCGCUCGCCCUAAAUUAGAAGAGCUGCUUGAUUGGCAGGCUGAAAUUCCUGAUCUCCCUUUCCAACCCGAAGAAGAACAAGUUUUGGAAUCGAUCAUCGACCAAGCAACAUCAUUUCGGGAGUUCGUUCGACCACUCGUGCACUCCGCUGCCUGCAUGACUGCUGAAGAGGUCCCGACACAGAUCUUCUAUCUCAGAAAAAUGGAAGGAGCAGAAGUUCUCCUUGCCUUUGAAACCAAUUAUUUCCGCCAGGAAAUCCAUAAGUGGUCGCCUGUCGCACCUGAACCGCCUCCGAUUCUUGAAGUAUCGCUAUCUACUCGCAAGCCACGACCUACUAAGCAACAAAAGAUGAUGGCCCAGCUUGGAGUUGAAAAACCUGAAGAUCUUCCUCUUCACUUGCGCACCAAGCAGCAUACGUUUUCCAGCAAACGGAAAUCAACGGAAUCCCAAGCUUCAGGACGGCCGCCCCCUCUUCAACCGGCACCUGUACUUCGCUCUAACACACCAUCUGGUGACCCUCGAUCGGUUUCCACGGGUAACGCUCCGACUCCGACUCCGACUACAAUGGCAGCGGCAGGCCCAGCUUCCCAACAUCCAACCGCAUUCUCCUUCUCACAGCCGUUCCCAAUACCGAACGAUGCAAGUCCAUCUUACGCUCCUACAACGUCGGCAUACCUCCCGGCUGUAAACAAUGUACACUCCCCCUCAUUCGACCCCCCAUCGCCAUCCCAUCACCAGGGUCUUGAUCCAUCUCUCUUCAGCCCUCCAAGCUUUACCCGAAAUAACCCCCUCCACCCUCAAACUAUGGGUAAAGACCACGACGACAUGGGUGGUCCAAUGGCUUUUACCAGCAGCCCACGCGGAGGAGAUAUGGAAGACAUUUUUGCCGAGAUGACGAACCAAGACACCGAACAAAUAGGGGCGUUGGAGGUUAGCCAUGCGAAUGAAGCGCUGGAGGCACUUCGAAGUGCUAGCAACAGUGGUGCGCGGUGCCGUUCUACCUCCAGAUCCGGCGAUGAUUUCGACGCGGAGAAUGGGGACGGCACUAUGGGUGAUGAGGGUCAGGGUCGAGAUGGCGAGGAUACCUCCAACAAUUGUCUUGCGGAUGAAUUCUUGACGUGA